GUUUCUUUCUUUUGCCAUCUGUAUUAUUUGCGAACCUAAACAACCGCCAAGCCACAACGCACCUCUCAAGGUCAUUCUUCCUCUCUCUCUCUCUCUCUCUAAGAACUUGGAUUUGGAACUUCUCCGGUGGAUCAGACGGAGCAGCAUGGCGUCGCAGGUGAGAACGGUGAGAGUUACCAAUGUCUCGUUGAGCGCGUCGGAGAAAGAUUUGAGAGACUUUUUUUCUUUUUCCGGUGAAAUUGAAAUUGUCGAAAUGCGAAAGGACAAUGAACGAUCUCAAAUUGCAUUUGUUACCUUCAAGGAUCCGAAAGGAGCCGAGACAUCGAUUCUACUCUCGGGAGCUACAAUUGUUGAUCAGCCUGUUAGCAUUGCUUCUGCUCCAGAUUACAGUCUUCCUGCUGUACCUGCCAGUGCCCCUCUACCAGUGUCUUCUCCAUCUGCAGAGAAUGCAGGCUCUGGUACUGCUGGAUCUGCAAUGAAUAAGGCCGAGGAUGUUGUGAGCAGCAUGCUGGCCAAAGGCUUCACUUUGGGCAAAGAUGCCCUCAAUAGGGCAAAGUCUUUCGACCAGAAGCACCAAUUGACAUCAACAGCCUCAUCAAAAGUCCUUUCUCUGGACCAAAAGAUUGGCCUUAGCGAGAAGAUUAGCGUUGGCACGACGGUGGUGAAUGAGAAAGUGAAAGAAAUGGAUGAGAAGUUUCAAGUGUCUGAGAAAACCAAGGCAGCAGUGAACAAUGCAGGAACAGCCUUAAUGGCUAACCGGUACGUCUCAACCGGGGCUUCCUGGGUUACCCAGACGUUUCAAAGAGUCGCAAAAGCAGCCGUAGAAGUCAGUCACAAAACAAAGGAGAAGGUUUUAGCUGAGGAUCAAGCGAAACAAGAGGGAAGAUCUUAAUUCAUCCAAGAGCCCUGAUCAUACCCCAACAUAUAUAUCAUAUGUAUUUGGCCAAAACAAUGUGAGGAGUGAGGACCUAUUCUUCUUAGCUUGCUAUUUUCAUCUCGGUUGAUUGACAUAUUUUCAAUGCCUUGUUUUAGUUUUUUGUAUCAGGGAGUACACAAAUAAUCUACACGCUUAUGUUGUAAUUCAACCGUAAGAAAAACAUAUAUGCUAUGUGAUUAAGUGUCCAGAAAUGAUCUUUAUAAACAUUAUUUGCA
Molecule: messenger RNA, 1152 nt
Organism: Cucurbita moschata (crookneck pumpkin)
Lineage: Eukaryota; Viridiplantae; Streptophyta; Magnoliopsida; Cucurbitales; Cucurbitaceae
Product: binding partner of ACD11 1-like
Exons: 5
Coding region: 146-892 (248 amino acids)
Molecular function (GO): RNA binding
Source: RefSeq, a predicted model, not a curated record